GCUUAGCGAGGUUCCCCCACACGAAGAUUACUUUUUCUUCCUGUCUCUAGACUUGCUGACUGACAUGCUGACACCUGACACCUCACUUUCACUACAGUCUUUGUUAAUCUGUGCUUCAGUGGUUCAGUGAUAAUGGGUAUGAAAUGUUAUGUUUGUGGAGAAACGUGGAGUAAAAAUAAAGUUCGAACUUUUCACAGGAUUCCUAAGGAACCUGUUAGGAAAAAACAAUGGACUGUAUUACUGGGACUCUCCGAUAUUAAUGUUGAUAUAACGAAUUUACGUGUUUGCUCAUCUCAUUUUCCAAAUGGCGACUUCUGCAUACAUCCAGCUGGUACACGUUAUUUGAGGAGUACGGCAUUACCCAUUCUGAGAGGAGGAAAAUCAUUGCGGACGAAAAUAUUCGUGCACAAUGGAUUUCUGCAAUUGAGAAAUUUUUGCCACGUUGUGGAUGGGUAUGUUCUGAUCAUUUCUCCCAAGAUUGUAUUGGUGCCCUACGACUGA
Messenger RNA from Phaedon cochleariae (mustard beetle), 501 nucleotides. The record is from the annotation of a GenBank genome assembly. Lineage: Eukaryota; Metazoa; Arthropoda; Insecta; Coleoptera; Chrysomelidae.